UUAGAUACAGGGUCGAUUACCUUUAACUUCGUCAGUAAAGAUUACGAGACGUGUAUAACGAACUUCAAAACUGAAUGUUUUUAUUUACAUACAGAGCGCCGUGUCUGUAUAGCAAAUAAUAUCUUUUGAACUGUUCACUGGGGUGAAACAAUAUAACAACAUAGAACAAACUACGACUCGGGUACGCGUCAGUACGACUUGUGGAUAUAAAUAAAACAUUCUUCAUGUGGGUUGUGCUCUGCUCCAGUUAACAGGCAUACAGAAUAUUAUAAAGCGGCAAUAGCGAGCAACACGCCGACCAGUGGAACGCUGCCGGGUAUAGUUUCGCACAGCACGGGUACCUGGCCUUGUCAGCGGUGAUCGCGCAUUCAUCAGUCGAACGCUCGACUCUUUAUACACUGCAGCAUUGGCCGCGACACUCAUCUGGAUACAGAUGAAUUGACGUUUUCAAUAUUAGUAAACUUGAGGAAACUGUUUUUGUGUGUUACAAUUGAUUUCUUGCUGGAUUACGUCUUCUUCAACGGUGAACUAUGACUGUCGACUUCGUGAUUGAGAGCGACAAGAUUCCCGUGCUCGGGAUGGUCACUCGGAAGCUGGCCAUUGGCUUGAGGGAACUGUUGGCUCUGGCCAUCAUUACCGUGCUGGUAAUCAUCUGCAUCAUUCUUGCCGCCAUGCUAAGUCAGGCCAAGUCGUCGGCAAACGGACAAUCUUCCCAAACGUUUGCUCAAACUGGCUCUGGCAAUCAGUCUGAGUCUGUUGGCAAUCAGUCUGAGUCUGUUGGCAAUCAGUCUGUUGGCAAUCAGUCUGUUGACAAGCUGUGUCUUGACAAGCUGUGUCUCGACAGCGUAUCGUACGUCAUGUCCAACAUGGACAAGACGGUGGAACCUUGCGACAACUUCUACCAGUAUGCCUGUGGGAAGUACAUCAGUCACCACACAGUCAACGUAGACCAAAUGUCAUCACAGCUCAGCGAUAUUGCUAAGAAAAAUAUGCAGAGAAUAGAAAAACUCCUACUGUACGACAACAAGUACCAGUGGGCAUCUGAGCGCAAAGCUAAAGACAUGUAUAAAUCUUGUGUGGAUGACUUCACGACGGAGAAGCUCAGAGGCACGCCGUUUAUAAAUCAGGUGCUGCCUAAGUUUGGGGGAGCCUACUUCCUUAAAACGUGGGACAACAGCUCGUUCAACCUUCAGGACUCAAUGAACAAGGUUCAGUCAGACUUGGGAGUGAACGCCUUCUGGCUAUUCAAAGUUCAAAAGGAUGUGACUAACGACCUUAAAGACAGAUUAAUAGAGAUCUUUCCGACUGGAGUCUCUCGCCAUUUGAACGUGCUUCAUUACCUCGGAUAUAGGGGUAAAAAGCCAAUUCUAGACUACAAGAAGUUCAUGCGAACGGUGGCCAACCUGUUGAUCCGAGACUCUGGCGUUAAAAUGGACAGCUCGGAAAAAGUAGAACGGGUUAACCAGUUUGUCAACGACACUUGGUCUGUUGAAACCAAAAUUGUUCGGCUUGCUGUAACAAUGUCUGCAACGGUAAAACCUUACGAAAAUGAAAACCGACUAACACUGAAGGAGCUGAAUACUUUAACAAAUAACAAGAUCGACUGGUUAGCCAUGGCAAAGUACAUGUUUUCCGGCUACGCUGUUACUGCGAAUACCAAGGUGGUAGUUCACAACAAGAAAUACCUCCAGGCCAUGAUCAUGCAUAUGAAGGGUCUCCUUGACUCUAACAAUCACAGAGUGCUGCAUAACUAUUUGCUGUGGCGAGCCAUGGAGACGUACGUGCAGGAUCUGUCGUGGGAGUACGUGCACGCUAACCGCGAGAUCUACGUCGACAUCCACGGCCAGCCCAACUUCCUCGGCAAGAAACUCUACUGCUACGUGAGAAUCAUAACGCAGAUGCCGGACGCCAUCGGGGCCCUGUUUGUGGCCAACCAUUUCGCUGAUAAAAACAAAGAUAAGGUGAAAGACAUUACUAAAGCUAUUAAAGAUGAAGUUUUGCAACUUCUCGAUAAAACUUCCUGGAUGGAUGGGCCUACCCGCAUAAAAGCCCGGACAAAACUUAUGAAUACGAAGUAUAAUAUUGGAUACCCAGAGUUGUACAAGCACCAACAAAACGUGGAUAGACUAUAUCAAGGUCUUCAAGUUACGAAAGGCGACUAUUUUGGAAAUGCGUUGAGCUAUGUGAAGUACCAGCGCAGUCUGUGGACGAAGGAGCUGCUGAACGGUGAGAAUCUCGACAAGUGGUACUACCGGACAUUCGACACGGCCCUGGCUGCCGUCUUCUACCUCAACCAGGUCGUCCUGCCCGCCGGCCUCCUCCAGUUCCCGAUCUACGACUUCCGUCUGCCUCAUUACAUGACGUUCGGGUCAAUGGGAACAUUCAUUGGACGCUUUCUUCUGCAUCUAGUGGACGAGAAAGGAAAUCACUGGAGCAACAAAAACCUUUACUUGGGUAUCGAUAAGACGUGGUGGACUGAUCAGACGACCGAUAACUACGCUAAAGUCAAGAAGUGUUUCGUCAAUACAUACAAUGAAACGCAGACGGUUAACAAAUUAAGCGACCAGACGCCUUUCGAAAAACCUAUAAAUUCUACUGUGUACGCUUUUGAAGGGCUGGCCACAACGUCAGGAGUGAGAGCAUCAUAUGCGGCAUAUCAGAUGUGGACGAAAACCCACAAAGAGUUAUCUGCACCUAAUAACCUUAACCUCUCGAACAAGCAGAUGUUUUUUCUAGCGUUUGCACAGACUUGGUGCACAAAUAGAGGUCAGAAAAAGCUGUACAAUCUCAUACGGGAAGCGACACCUACAGAAGAAAUCAAAGUGAAUUACGCAUUGAGGGAUUUAAAAGAAUUUUCAGACGCCUUCCAGUGUAAACCCAACUCAGCCAUGAAUCCAUCUAAGAAAUGUAAACUCUUUUAGACAAACGAGGUCUUCUGCUUGUAAAUACAUUUGUCAAUAAUAACACAUUUCUUCACAUUAUCCGUUAAUUGUCUUGAUGUGACGUAGCGUUGUGUUAUUCUUUGAAACAACAUAAUUAUAUGUGUAUUACAAACAUAAAGACAAGGUUUUGUUAAUUGUUAUUGAACAUAAAAUAAGUACGGUGUUCUAUGUUAAUUGAUUUUAGAAUAAAAUAAUUCCUGUUUUCUAUGAAAUAACAGUAUGCCUAAUUGUUAAUCGAUUUUAAAUAAAUGUUGUUGGGUAACAGUCAAAAUGUUUUUACUAGAGUUGAAAAUAGAUUGUGUUCUGCUUUUGUAUUAACCAGUUUGACAAGAACAUUUAUGCAAUAAUUAUAUGUAUAUUAUUUGUCAGUUCUGUGUGGUAGUAUAGUUUUUGAAUACGUCUUGGAAAGUCUUGGAAAGUCAACAAUACUGGUUACAUAUUGUCAUUCGUGUUUUUGUUGGCUGUCAUAAGACACGAGUAGUGUUUACUGUAACUGGAUAAUUAUAGUGGUUGUUGUAGCCUAUAUUUGUAAAUACCACACGAUUUCAUAUUUUGUAUUUAAACACGUUCCGGUGUAAAACGAAACAUGUGCACGUCAUAUUUAAAUAGUACAUUAUUUAAAUCUAGCAUUAUUUCAAAACAGUUAUAUAUAUAAUUUCAGAACUCUAUAUAUUUAAAGUAUUUACAAAAAAACCGCCUGUGCGUAAUUGCGUAUUGUUAUAUUAUAAUUUUAAAAAAGACAGAUCAAUUUAUUGCAAGUUUUUUGUAAACUAUUUGCUUCGGUGCUAAUUUUAAUUCGCAAUGAAUGUUCAAAGAAACAGAGACAUGUUUAUUACUAUCUGCUGCUUAUCAUCUGAUAUCUGUUGGGGGGGGGGGGGGGGGGGUGGAGGGGGUGAUAUUGUUUUUAAUCGCGGUGGGGGAGGAUUGGUGGCGUAUUUUGUUCGUUUUUGUUUUUGUUUUCAAGCAAGGUUGCACAGUUUGUAAUGGUUGUAUGCUUAACUCUAAUUUCAGACAUUUCGUAUUCCGUUUUAUAUUCUACCGACAGUUUGUAGGUGUAUACAGUGGGAGUAUUA
Gigantopelta aegis is the source of this 4015-nucleotide messenger RNA. Its product is annotated as endothelin-converting enzyme 1-like. NCBI's taxonomy places the organism in Eukaryota, Metazoa, Mollusca, Gastropoda, Neomphalida, Peltospiridae. Gene Ontology annotation, cellular component: plasma membrane. The transcript has 14 exons. Gene Ontology annotation, molecular function: metalloendopeptidase activity. The coding region runs from base 531 to 2921 and encodes 796 amino acids. Gene Ontology annotation, biological process: protein processing. The record is from RefSeq and is a predicted model, not a curated record.